GAAAGCGUAUGUACACUUGUCUGAUGAGCAACAUGCUUCGACCCACCGCCUCAAAUUCUACCACAGUGACAGUCCCUGCAGCGCUGUCAGACAUCGAAAAUGAACUACUUGAUAUAACCAAGAAAUUUGGACCUAUUGUCUCACAUAAUUACGCUGUAUUUCAACCGUUUUAUGAAGAAAUCUUAACGAAUAUUCCAUCGUAA
Paramuricea clavata is the source of this 203-nucleotide messenger RNA. The record is from the annotation of a GenBank genome assembly. NCBI's taxonomy places the organism in Eukaryota, Metazoa, Cnidaria, Anthozoa, Malacalcyonacea, Plexauridae.